GAGCAGAUGAGGAUGAGGAGAAGAGGAAGAGGUGAGCCAGAUGAGACUCCAUUCAGUGUAAAGAGAAGAGAGCAGGAGGAGGAAGCUGAAGGCUGAGGCAGGACUGACUUCAGAUCAGAAGAUGAGUGAUUUGGAGGAAGAGGAGGACAGAGCAGAGUCUGGAGUAUCAGGCUGGUUGUCUAUGAAGAGUGACCGGUCCAGAAGAGAUCCUCCAGACCUCAGUACUGGACCUGGACCCCCAGACACAAAGUUCAGUGUUGCUGUUGUUCCUCUCAGACUGACUUCAGAUCAGAAGAUGAGUGAUUUGGAGGAAGAAGAGGACGGAGCAGAGUCUGGAGUAUCAGGCUGGUUGUCUAUGAAGAGUGACUGGUCCAGAAGAGAACCUCCAGACCUCAGUACAGGACCUGGACCCCCAGACACAAAAGAGAAGAGGAGAGAUGAUUCUGAGGAUGAGCUGUCCAGAACCAGAACCAGAACCAGAACCAGAGCUGAACUGCAGACAGCCAGUCAGAGCAGCUCUGGAAAAAAGAUCGGUGGUCAGCAUGCACAUAAGAUCAGAGUGAAGAGGACAUAUGAACGUGUGACUGAAGGAGCUGAGCAAACAGGAAGUGGAACCCUCCUCAGCAGGAUCUACACUGCGGUCUACAUCACAGACAGACUGAGAGAGGUUAAUAUCCAACAUGAGGUGAGGGAGCUGGAGACAUCUUCCAAGAUGGAGACCCUCCAUGACUCUCCAAUCCAGUGCAGCGACAUCUUUAAAGCCUCACCUGGCAAACAGAAACCCAUCAGAGUUGUUAUGAUGAUUGGCAUCGCUGGCGUUGGAAAAACCUUCUCAGUGCAGAAGUUCUGUCUGGACUGGGCCGAUGGGUUGGAGAACCAAGAUGUCGAUCUGGUGAUUACUCUUUCCUUCAGGGAGCUGAACCUGAUCAAAGAUGAGCAGUACAGUCUUCUGGAGCUCCUCCGUGUUUUCCAUCCAACAUUACAGGAGAUCCCAGCAGAGCAGCUUGCUGCCUCCAGACUUCUCUUCAUCUCUGACGGCCUGGAUGAAAGCAGACUUUCACUGGAUUUCAACAGCAAUGAAACUGUUGCUGAUGUCACACACAAGUCCUCAGUCAAUGUUCUGUUGACAAACCUCAUCCAGGGGAAGCUGCUUCCCUCGGCUCUCGUCUGGAUAACUUCCCGACCUGCAGCAGCCAAUCAGAUCCCUCCUGCGUGUGUUGACAGGGUAACAGAAGUACGAGGCUUCACUGACGCCCAGAAGGAGGAGUACUUCAGGAAGAGAGUCAGUGAUGAAGAGCUGUCCAGCAGAAUCAUCUCCCACGUCAAGACAUCCAGGAGCCUCCACAUCAUGUGUCUGAUCCCAGUCUUCUGCUGGAUCACUGCUACAGUUCUGGACCACAUGUUGACUACAGACCAGAGAGGAGAGCUGCCCAAGACCCUGACUGACAUGUACUCCCACUUUCUGGUGGUUCAGACAAACAGGAAGAAACUCAAAUAUUUUGAGGGACAUGAGACGAGUCCACAGGAGCUGGCGGAGGCUGAUGGGGAAGUUCUUUUGAAGCUGGGGAGGCUGGCGUUUGAACAGUUGGAGAAAGGAAACAUCAUGUUCUACCAAGAAGACCUGGAGCGCUGUGGUCUGGACGUCACAGAGGCCUCGCUGUACUCAGGAGUCUGUUCACAGAUCUUCAAAACAGAGAGUUUGGUCUUCCAGAAAACUGUCUACUGCUUUGUUCAUCUGAGCAUUCAGGAGUUUCUGGCUGCAGUAUACCUGUUCCACUGUUACAACAACAGGAACACACAGGUACUCAAGGACUUCCUGAGACCAGACGUCAAGCAUAGGGACUCAAACUCAAAGUCUUUUCUCAAGAAGAUUUCUAAGUCUUUUGGAAAGAAAGAUAGCCGUGGUGACAGUGAACAUGACCAUUACCCAUCCCUGGAUGUCUUUCUGAAGAGAGCCAUGGAGAAAUCCCUGAGGAGUAAAAAUGGCCACCUGGACCUGUUUGUCCGCUUCCUUCAUGGCCUCUCUCUGGAGUCCAACCAGAGACUCUUAGGAGGCCUGCUGGGUCGGACAGACAACAGUCCAGAAAUCAUCCAGAGAGCCAUCAACAACCUGAAGGAGAUGAACAGUGAUGAGAUCUCUCCUGACAGAAGCAUCAACAUCUUCCACUGUCUGACGGAGAUAAAGGACCACUCAGUCCAUCAGGAGAUCCAAGAGUUCCUGAAGUCAGAGAACAGAUCAGAGGAGAAACUCUCUGAGAUCCACUGCUCAGCUCUGGCCUACAUGCUGCAGAUGUCAGAGGAGGUUCUGGAUGAGUUGGACCUGGAGAAGUACAACACAUCAAUGGAGGGAAAACAGAGACUGAUUCCAGCUGUGAGGAACUGCAAAAAGGCUCGAUUGAGGAGAUGCAGUUUGUCAGAGAUCAGCUGUGCUGCUGUGGUCUCAGCUCUGAAGUCCAAUCCCUCCCAUCUGAGAGAGCUGGACCUGAGCUUCAACAAAGACCUGGAGGAUUCAGGAGUGAAGCAGCUGUGUGCUGGACUGGAGAGUCCAGACUGUAGACUGGAGACUCUGAGAUUGAGGAACUGCAGUUUGUCAGAGAUCAGCUGUGCUGCUCUGGUCUCAACUUGGAAGUCCAACCCCUCCCAUCUGAGAGAGCUGGACCUGAGCUUCAACAAAGACCUGAAGGAUUCAGGAGUGAAGCAGCUGUGUGCUGGACUGGAGAGUCCAGACUGUAGACUGGAGACUCUGAGAUUAGUGAACUGCAGUUUGUCAAAGAUCAGCUGUGCUGCUCUGGUCUCAGCUCUGAGGUCCAACCCCUCCCAUCUGAGAGAGCUGGACCUGAGCUACAACAACCUGGAGGAUUCAGGACUGGUGCAGCUGUGUGGUCUGAAGGAGAGUCCAGACUGUAGACUGGAGACUCUGAGAUGGUAGUAACCAUGAUUAGUCAGAGGGAUCAGGAUGAGGAUGUGUUGCAGGAUCAGCUGAGUCCUGAUGAUCCAGAGAGGUUGAAGCAGCAGCAUCACCUCUAACUGGGCCGUGGUACUGGGAGGUAGAGCCGAGAGACUCUGGCCGCUUCACAAUCCCAACAAUGGAAAGAACAGACUAGUGGUUUUGGGGAGAAACUUCUAGUUAGUCGCUCUCACAGAACCCUGUGGACAGUUUGAGACGAUGCCUUCUUGCUGGUAUUGUGUUAUAACCCAACACAGAGGCCGCCUGCAGAGCUCCAAAAUAACAGCAUGAUCUUUUUGACCCGGGAGGACGACACAAGGGUUUAAACUUCUCAUGUUUACUUUUAAUUAAGGUUAAGGGGGGAAGAAGCAAAGUGGCAGACUAUCUCCUGUGUUUGUGUUAGACGUUGGGAUGUACAUAUACAGUUUUAUCUUCUACCUCGUUGAAGACUUUUGUCCCAUUGUGCUGCCGUGCUGUGUGAAACAAUGGUUAUAUUUCUGACUCUGCAGAUUACGACAGCAUAACUGUAGAUCCACAGACAUUUAACCCUCCUGUUGUCCUCGGGUCAAAUUUGACCCGUUAGCAAAAACUUUCUAUCAGAACUAUGACAAAAGAACUUUGAAAAAAGUGAUAAAAGUUGAAAAAAAAACCUACAAAAACGCAGAAAAAAAAUUAACAAAAACAUUUAUUAUUAAAACGCUAACAAGAAAAAGUAACAAGAAAUUGUUAAAAAAUUGAGUGAAACAUGAUUUAAAUCACUCAAAAAAGUGACAAAAAAUAGGAAUAAAUUGACACAAACGUCCAGAAAAGAACAACGAAAUGUAGAAAUGUCCCCCAGAGAAAGCCAAGGUGGACAGGAAGACCAGCCAGGAUCACUGCAUCCUGUAUCACUGUAAUAACAGAAUGAAAUGGAGAUAAACCCAACA
Messenger RNA from Etheostoma spectabile (orangethroat darter), 3873 nucleotides. Its product is annotated as NACHT, LRR and PYD domains-containing protein 12. The record is from RefSeq and is a predicted model, not a curated record. The transcript is spliced from 9 exons. Bases 122 to 2929 code for a protein of 935 amino acids. Lineage: Eukaryota; Metazoa; Chordata; Actinopteri; Perciformes; Percidae. Gene Ontology annotation, molecular function: protein binding.